Messenger RNA from Necator americanus (New World hookworm), 288 nucleotides. RefSeq lists its product as uncharacterized. The transcript is spliced from 2 exons. The record is from RefSeq and is a predicted model, not a curated record. Lineage: Eukaryota; Metazoa; Nematoda; Chromadorea; Rhabditida; Ancylostomatidae. The coding region runs from base 1 to 288 and encodes 95 amino acids.
AUGGUCUCAUGGUCAAAGAAAUGGGAUUUACCUUUGAAUUUUUUCAAAGCAGUGGCGUUGCAUUCCGGAGAGACUCCUCAGACCCCCUACCUUUGCAAUUCAACUACUAUUCAAUAUCAAGAGCAAUUUCGAGAUCUUGAGGAAUGUACACGGCAGAGACCUCGGCCUACCACUACUCCUCUACAAAACAUAUGUUUUGCCACAUCUAGAAUACGCCACGCCAGUCAGGAGAAAGUUCUUGAGGGAGGAUAUCAAAAAGUUGGAAAAAGUACAACAAACUUUUACUAG